Messenger RNA from Apis laboriosa (Himalayan honeybee), 3373 nucleotides. RefSeq names its product putative inorganic phosphate cotransporter. Lineage: Eukaryota; Metazoa; Arthropoda; Insecta; Hymenoptera; Apidae. The record is from RefSeq and is a predicted model, not a curated record. Gene Ontology annotation, biological process: transmembrane transport; monoatomic anion transport. Gene Ontology annotation, molecular function: transmembrane transporter activity. Gene Ontology annotation, cellular component: plasma membrane. Bases 1792 to 3273 code for a protein of 493 amino acids. The transcript is spliced from 8 exons.
UUGUUAAAAAAAAUUUGAACAACAAGAAUUCUUUUUAUCUCUUAUUGUUUAUAAUAUAUAAUAAAUAUAUUACAAUUGAUAAAAUAAAAAGUUUAUUUAUAAAAUUUAUAAAUAAACUUUUACUCAACGUAUCGUAAUAUUGUUCAUUGUAAAUUAUGACUUGUGCGUAAAAUGACUAUUUUCUUAUGUUUCCUGUUUGAUGCGUGAGGAAUAAAUAUAAGGAUAGAAGAAAAAAACAAGAACGUAUCAUAAAUAGAUAUGAUUGUAAUAUACGAUUAUAAUAUAUCGAUAUGGUACUCGUUGCACUCAUAGGUAUUAGAAUAAUAUUUUGACUUUAUUUUGUCGUUGAUUAUUCAACUGUCGAUGUAUGAAAUAAUGUUUCGAUUCGAAAGUUUUUUGAUGUAAAAGGGAUGAUGAAUAUUACAAUAACUAAUUUUUCGUUGCUUCCCGAGAUUUUUAACGAGAUGCAACUCUUCAAGUUUUUUCGUUACAACACGUGACAUUUGAUCAUAUUUGACAUACGAUACGAAUUCUUAUAAUCAAAAAUUAUUACAUCACGGGAUUCGAAAAAUCGAUAAUAAUUAUUGAGAUACGAUCGAUUUUUAUCGAUUUUAUCGUAAUUAUCAAUAUUGUUCAAAAUAUCGUUUGCUUCAAUCGAUACGUGAACGCAAUGCGAUCGACAAUAUAAUAACACGUUACAAUUUAAUAUUCCAGCGAUGUUUUUACGAUUUUUCGUGUCUUCUUGGCGUAUAAAUAAAUACGUAUAUCCAUAAAUAUAUAUAUAUANUGUGUACUAUAUAACGAUUAGAUUCGUUCAAUUAUCAUUCAAUAUCAUUUAAUAUAGGUACUGUGUACCCAUCUCGUUCGAUCCAUCGUUCGAUCAGAUGAUGGAUUACGCAUGUUAUUGUAUCCACAAUUUUAUUCUAUAUACGUAUACGUGUAUGUACAGAGUAAUGUGUAUGAUAUUUACAAUUUGAUACAUGUGCGAGAAUUUCUGGAAUUUUGUACACUUGAUAUUAAUACGUUCGAAUCGAUGUACAUAUAUCUUUUAAAAAAAAUAAAGAUGCAUAUAUUUUAUAUACAUAUAAAUAGAUAUAUUCGCGAUGCAAAAUUUUUCGUUUUAACAUCGUUCGAUUUUUGUUCUAUUAUAUCUUCAUUCCGAUGAAUAAAUACAUUGUUUCCAUUUAUUGUAUUUAUAUCGUGAAAGAACGGUUAUAUUCGAUGGUUCAUUGCACUUGUUAUGCGAUAACAAUUAAUGCGAUAAACAAUUAUUGGUAAGAUAAUAAUUAUAGGAAUGAAAUGGAAUAAAACUUGUAACGAGUCAACAAGGGUAGGGUAGGAGGUUUAGUCCGGUUUGUGAAACGUAACGAAACGGUUUGAGAAAAAUCGAUCCUCUCGUGAUUCGAAUUAUAUGUAGAUAUUAUCGAAACGUGUUCGAUUCGCACGUGGAUAAUUAAAAUUGAUUCGAAAUAUCGAUAAUAUUGUUUCGCGCGUCGAAAAGUAAAAAGUAAAAAGCGAAAAGUGCUUAGUCAAACGUAGUGCGUAAUCAAGAAUAUUGACUCUCGUAUCAUAAGGGAGAAACGUGAUAAUAUACUAUUGUCUGUGUAUACGCAUGCAGAACGUGCAAGUUGAAAAAUAAGAGUGGGAGAAACUCUUUUCGGUGAUGGACUAUAAAACCACGAUCGAUCGAUCGAGGGAUCGUAGUGUCUUUUUUGCGAUUUACUUUGUUACUUUGUGUCGACCCUACCUUACAACUUGUGUACACGUUCGGAUAUCGAUUGGUUAAUAAACAUGACUUCCCGUAUGACGAAAAGGGUGUCCAUCGUUUCCAUCUCGGAACGGAUACAGACACCGGUGUCUAAACCUAAAGCAUCGUAUGGAUGUAGACACACGCAGGGCAUUUUGAUGGCUUUGGGUUUCUUCUGUUGCUAUGCCAUUAGGGUGACUACAUCGGUGACGCUAGAAGCUAUGACCAAUGCUUCCACUGCAAAUCCUGCUUUUCCACAAUUUUCAUGGGACGAAAAGGUCAAGGAUGUAAUUCAGAGUUCCUUUUUCUGGGGAUACGUGUGCACGCAAAUCAUUGGCAGCAUGGUGGCGCAACGUUGGGGAGCUCAUAAACUUUUCUCACUAGCACAAUUCGCGUGCGGUUUCGUAACGCUUUUAAUUCCCGUGCUUGCCGAAAACGCGGGAUGGGAAGCGUUUUGCGUUACUAGAGUGAUCGCCGGUGUAUUUCAAGGCACCGUUCUUCCGUGUCUUCACGCGUUGCUCUCAAAAUGGGCACCCAUGGAAGAAAGAGGAAGAAUAUCGACAUUCGUGUAUGCCGGAGGUUGGAUCGGAAAUGUAACUUGUUUACUGAGUACGGGUCUAUUGGCUGCUUCACCUUGGGGAUGGCCCAGUUGUUUUUACGUUUGGGGCAGUAUAACUAUCGUUUCCAGUCUUUUGUUCUUUUUCAUUGGUUACGAGUCACCGGCCGAACAUCCAAAUAUACCUCAAGAUGAAAAACAAUAUAUCGAGAGUAGUCUUGGAAUGAUAGAAACGGAAGAAAAAUUAUCGACUCCUUGGAUCAAAAUACUUAAGAGUCGUCCAAUGUGGGCAUUAAUGGCUACUCAAUCUGCUCACACUUGGGGUUUCUGGAUGCUUUUAACGAAAAUCCCAUCGUAUUUUCAAGCGGUAUUUAAGGUUAACAUUAAAGAAAAUGGUCUUAUGAGCGCACUACCAUACUUCACAGCCUGGCUAUUUAGUUUUCCCGUUAGCUUUAUUUCGGAUCUACUUAUCAAACGAAAUAUCCUCACUGUUCAAGCAUCGAGAAAGAUUUGCAAUACGUUCGGUGAAUGGGUACCAGCGCUCGCAUUAAUAGGUCUUGGAUAUGUUGACAAAGAGCACUCUGAAAUAGCAGUAGCAAUUUUGGUAAUUGCUGUUACUAGCAAUGUUGCUAUUUAUUGUGGACAUAACGUCAAUCAUAUGGAUCUUAGUCCAAAUUUUGCCGGACCAUUGAUGGGUAUCAUAAAUACCGUAGCGAAUAUUUUUAGUAUUUUGGCUCCAUUAAUCGUCGGUGUUAUCGUUCAUGAUAAAACUAAUGUUGAAGAAUGGAGAAAUGUAUUCUUUUUAACGAGUGUAAUAUAUUUCGUUGGAAAUUUAAUUUUUAUCAUGUUUGGUACAUGUAAAAUUCAAGCAUGGAAUGAUCCUGUAGAAAAACAGAAAGAUAUCGCUAUGAAUUCUACGAACGAAUCAUCGGUGGAGAAUGGAAAUGUACAAAAAACUAAAGAAUAUUGAAAAGAUGGCUUUUUAUAGAAAAAGAAUCGUGAUGGUGUUACCAUGAUGCCAGACAGUAUAAAUAUUUAUCAUAACUACUAAUAAAAUGUAUUAUAAAUGC